AUGACGAUCCUCGUGGGCAGGGCGUUGAGCUACGCCAUUACGGCCACCGCUGGUAGUGGCUUCUUGCUAUUUGGUUAUGAUCAGGGUGUUAUGUCCAGUCUGCUGACUGGAGACGCCUUUGUUGCCACAUUUCCUGAGAUCGAUACCACCGCAGGUGGGCACGGCAGCUCUUCUUUACAGGGCACAGUUGUUGCCAUAUAUGAAAUUGGAUGUUUUUUGGGCGCAAUCGUCUCCUUGAUCUUUGGUGAACGGCUCGGUCGUCGAAAUUGUAUCAUGGCUGGAUGCGUUGUUCUCAGCAUUGGUGCCGCACUUCAAUGCAGUGCCUAUAGCAUUCCUCAUCUCAUUGUCGGUCGAAUCAUUGCGGGUGUGGGAAACGGUCUCAACACCAGUACCAUUCCGGUCUGGCAUUCGGAGCUGAGCAAGGCAGCAAGCCGUGGAAAGGGGCUGGCCAUCGAGCUGGCCAUCAACAUCUUUGGAGUCAUGCUUUCUUAUUGGGUUGACUACGGAAUGAGUUAUGUCAAGAACGAAGCACAAUUCCGCUUCCCUAUCGCGUUGCAAAUUCUCUUUGCCAUCGUCACGUUUUUCGGCGUGCUGUGUCUUCCCGAGUCUCCCCGUUGGCUUAUACAACACGGCCACGAAAGCAAAGCCCGCCACAUUAUAUGGGCGCUUCAGCAUAAUGCUCGCGAAAUUGAUGAGGACGACCCUGUGGUGAGCGUGGAUGUUACUGAGAUUACUCGCGCAGUUGAGGAAGAACAGGAAGCCUCGUCAGGGGGGUCUUACAAACUCAUGUUCCAAAACAACAAGCAGCGGUUCCUGUACCGCACCCUUCUCGGCAUGGGUGGUCAAGCUAUGCAGCAGCUAUCUGGAAUCAACCUCAUUACUUACUAUGCGACUGUCAUCUUCGAACAGUCGGUUGGAAUGUCACACCACACAGCCUUGCUAUUAGCAGGUUUUAAUGGAAUUGCAUACUUCUUCUCUUCCAUGGUUCCUAUCUGGACAAUUGAACGAUUGGGUCGUCGUAAACUCAUGAUGUUUGCGGUCAUCGGACAAGGCUGCUGCAUGGCUAUCUUAGCAGGAACUGUUUGGGAUGGUAGCCAUGCAUCUGGCUUAGUUGCCACGGUCAUGCUAUUUCUGUUCAAUUUCUUCUUCGGAACUGGUCUUCUUGCUAUUCCUUGGCUGUUGCCUGCAGAGUAUUCUCCUCUCGCGAUUCGAACUCGGUCAGCUGCUAUGGCGACAGCAACAAAUUGGAUCUGCACAUUCCUCGUCGUCGAGAUCACGCCGGUCAGUAUCUCAAAUAUUGGAUACAAGACCUAUAUCUACUUUGCCAUCUUCAACUUUUGCUUCCUCCCCCUCAUCUACUUUUUCUACCCAGAAACACGAAACCUCACCCUGGAACAAAUUGACCUGCUAUUUACCAGUGACAAAGUUCAUUUGCAUUGGGAUUCAUCCAUGGGAAUUGCAGGUGACGUGGACACACGGGUUGGGAAUGCCACUGCAAAAGACCUGGAGGGCUCAAACGCUCAACAUGUUGAGUGA
Penicillium brevicompactum is the source of this 1536-nucleotide messenger RNA. RefSeq lists its product as uncharacterized. Gene Ontology annotation, molecular function: carbohydrate:proton symporter activity. Lineage: Eukaryota; Fungi; Ascomycota; Eurotiomycetes; Eurotiales; Aspergillaceae. The record is from RefSeq and is a predicted model, not a curated record. The transcript has 13 exons. Bases 1 to 1536 code for a protein of 511 amino acids. Gene Ontology annotation, biological process: transmembrane transport; carbohydrate transport. Gene Ontology annotation, cellular component: membrane.